AUGAACCCCAACUUCGUCCGCCAUGCCUUGGCGUUGCUGGUUAGAGCGGCAGAGUCUCGGAUUCCUUUCGGAAUCAACGAGCUCCACCGAGUUUGCUCCAUUAAGAGCAACUCGUCCUUCCCGGGGUCAUUCUACCUAUCCCCUCGGAAGAAUCAGAGCAUCUUUGAGGACAUUCCCGCUCGCAACGAUCGCUGGAAGGAGAAGUAUUUCUUCUUUAGGAUCAACGAAUACUCCGUUGGGUCCUUCGACUUUAAUCGGUUGCCCACCAAUUGGGCUCCGAGAGUUGUUGUUCCGACGAACACUGGCUUAGACAAACCGCUGAUUGCUGCUCGGAAGGACGGUGAUUGUACGUGGCCCAACUUUACAAGGGAGAGGAUCCGUCGUGCGCUUGGAACGGAUAGCCCGCAGCCCGCUAUUGCUCCAGAAUCCGAGAUUGACCCGUUGAACCCGCUGUCUAUCAAUCGCCCAGCUAAUUUUCAUCAGAUCCCGAUUGGUACUAGCUGUCGGGAAGUUCCAGACGCAACCUCUUCGAGCACCUCACAUCAGCCUUUGGUCCGCAGGCCAUCUAAAGGGAAAAUGACUAGGAGACCAUCAGCUUGCGAGGCCGAAAAGGCCAGGAAGAACAGGGCUCAAGCUGGGAGCUCCGGAGCUGUCCGUACUGGUGAGAUCCGUCGCGCUGUGAGCGACGCGCUUGAACAAGCCUCUGGGGCUUACGAGACUCCGGCCGGAGCUCUUCCCGCCGACCCAACAUCGAGGGCUAUCUCGCUUAGUUCGCGAGAUUCAGAGAGGACUUCGCGUCCAAAGAAGCAAAGGGUGGAGGAUCCGGCUCCGGAUAGGAGGUCGAACUCCUCGAACGGGUCAGGUGGAUCAAUCCCGUAUGGUUGGACCUUCAACCAUACUAAAGGGUGUCCGAUCGCUGAUGAUCGGGAGGGGGUAGCUUUCAUUUUCCGGCACUUCAAGCCUCCGGGUUGCGUGCUGCCCCUAGUUUGGGAUAUGGCGGAGCAUGCCGCCUAUGUGAAGAUGAUGGCUGCUCACGGCCGGGCUCUUGAGGCUGUCAACGAGUACUCUGCUGUACUUGAGGACAAGUCUCUGACCAUGCCCACCUCUGACGAGCUCGAGGAGAUGAAGAAGACUGUGUUCGACCUUUCGUCGAAGGUCAAGAACGCGGAAGACAAGGAAAAGCGUCUGGAGACCCAGCUUCGAUCUGCGAAGACGGUGGCGGACUCUGCGAGCCGGCGUGCUGACGAUCUGACCGAACAGGUUCGUGGUCUCAAGGAGGAGGUCGAUGCGAAGGUCAGGCGGGCUGUUAGGGAGGCGAAGCGGGAGUUCGCUGAGAAAUAUCUGGCCAUCUUCCAUUCUCUUAAGGAUAAGUGGGAGAAGAAGAAGGUCGAGGCUGCAUGUGAGGCAGAGCUCCAAGAGGUUGAGUCCAACUUGGAUCUCAUUAAGGACCUAAUCAGCGGAGCUAUCAAAGCUCCGGACGAAAAAGCUCGCCUCGAAGAGAAGAUUCCCGAGCUCGCACAGAAGCAUGCUAACGCGGAGGUGUCCGACUUCUCUCUUGCCAAGCUCGAUCUUCCGCAGGUCUCGGAGGCGUCCGUGAGGCCGAUGGAGGUUGAUCCGGUGACGCAGGUUCCUCUUGGGCUCAACCAGUUUGGAAGUAAUGCCGCUGCCGGAGGUGGAGAUGAGUUGGUGGACGAUUCAGCGAUCCCAAUGGAGAAGGAGGGUGGCGAGAACUAG
Eutrema salsugineum is the source of this 1734-nucleotide messenger RNA. RefSeq lists its product as uncharacterized. The transcript has 4 exons. Lineage: Eukaryota; Viridiplantae; Streptophyta; Magnoliopsida; Brassicales; Brassicaceae. The record is from RefSeq and is a predicted model, not a curated record. Bases 1 to 1734 code for a protein of 577 amino acids.